AAAAAAUUCAAAAUUUUCAGUCAUCUUCGGGCUCCUCUUGUUUUCGUUUCUUUGAAUCAAAAAGAAAGAAAAUUCUUUUAGUGAAAAUUUUGUUCUUUUCAAUUGUGAAGAUGAAACAUUUUCAAGCGUUUGAUAUUUAUUUUUGCUGUAUCGCGUUUUUUAAUUGUUUGGUCUGCGUAAAUUCUCUUCUAUAAUUUUCCCAUAUAAAAUAUAUUUUAAAAGCGCAUUUAAUAAAAAGGAAAAAUUUAAAAAAAUUAAUUUUAAAAAUAAUUUUCUAAUACAUAGGUACAUUAAUAAAAAUAUUAAAAAAGCGAUAGCAUCGUUUAUUGAUUACGUAAUCGCGAAAAUGUUUUAGAAAUUUGUUCAUACAAUAAACAAUAGAAUAAUGUAGAAAAUAUUAUAUUACAUAUAAUAUGAAAUAAGCAAUAAAAUAAUAUAGAAAUUUUAAAAGCAAGACGAAAAAUAAAAAAAAACAAAGUGAAACUGUAGAAACACUGACGGACAGGCAUAAAAUAACGCAUAAUGAAUUUCCAACAUUUUCUAUUAUUUAAUUUCUUGUCCAUUACCAAAUGUUUAUAACUGUUAAAUAUUACUUAAUACUUAAAUAAAUAAUAAUUCAUAAGUUUAGAAAAUUUUAAUGAUUAAUGAGUAGCUAUAAUUAAUUAAUAAUGAAUAACUUUAACAAUAAUGAACCAAUAUCACCACCAAUUUCACCCCCAACAUUAAGACGAUCAUAUAGCGUUGAUUCAGAAUCAGAUUUAUCAAGUCAAUAUGGUAUUUGUGGUAGUGGUGUUCCAUCAAAAAUUGAUAUUAAUUUAUUUCAACAAUUAUUACAAGCAUCACCACAAUUGCAACGUGAUUUAGCAUUAUAUUAUGAACAACAACAACAAUGUGGUAACGGCGUUGGAGGUACCAGUCCAGCUGGUAUUAUUGAUCCGAUACAGUUAUUUAAUUCAGCAAUUGGUGGAGAUAGCUUUGAAAGAGAAUUAGCCAAUAGAUUACGUAUAAGACGUAACUUAAAUGAUUCAAUUGGAUCAUUAACUGAUUCUGAUUAUUAUAACAGUGAUGUUGAUCUACGUCAACAUAAAUUAAAAAAAUCAAUUUGUAUUCAAAAUAAUAAUGAAUAUGCCGAUGUUGUUGGUAAUAAUGUUAAAGAAGAUGUUGCUAUUAGUUUAACACGCGUUGGACGUUUACUAGAUAUGCUAUCAAAUUUAAGGUGGCCACGUAUGUCAACAACAGCGAUGGGAAUAUGCUUUUUAAUCACAACUUUUAUAUCACCAAAAGCAUGUGUCCAAAAUAUAUUAUUUCCUGCUUUCAGAUUGGUAUUUGGUACAUUAUAUCCAGCAUAUGCGUCUUAUAAGGCUGUGAGAACGAAAAACGUUAAAGAAUAUGUUAAAUGGAUGAUGUAUUGGAUAGUUUUUGCAUUUUUUACAUGUAUAGAAACCUUUACAGAUAUAUUUUUAUCAUGGCUUCCGCUUUAUUAUGAGGUAAAAGUUAUAGUUGUAUUAUGGUUAUUGAAUCCUGCAACAAAGGGUAGCUCAGUUUUGUAUCGAAAAUUUGUGCACCCAAUGUUAACUAGAAGGGAACAAGAAAUUGAUGAGUACCUCAACCAAGCAAAAGAACGUGGUUAUACAGCUGUUAUACAACUUGGCUCUAAGGGUGUUAAUUAUGCAACAAAUGUUAUUAUGCAAACAGCUCUUAAGGGUGGUGGUAAUUUAGUCCAAACUAUACGAAGGAGUUAUAGUUUGAGUGACUUAUCAGAGCCAGACGUCCAUAGAACACAAGACGAGGUUGACGAAUUAACGAGACCCCAACAUCGUGGCUUACGACCACGUACCCAAGUAGGUAGAUCAUCUUCAUCUGGUGCUAGACAUUCAACAGGAAUGUAUUUUUCUGAAAUAGAUGUUGGAGCUAAAGGACCUGUAGAUACACUACAUUACAAUAUUAAAUCGACUGAUGAUAUUAGUUCUGGAUAUUCUAGUGCUGAGCCAAUAUCAGGUGGACUAAGUCGUACAUCUUCGAUGACGAGUUCAAAGGGGCUCAGAUUUAAAGCAAAAAAACCAGAGGAUGAAAAUUUCUCAGAAUAUGAUGAAAAUGAAUAUAUUUUGCGUGAAAAUUUUGUACCUAAUUUUGAUUUUAUUCGUUCUCAAUCUCUAAUAGAAAAUGUACCACAAAUUUCUAAUAUAUCUCAACAAAAUUGCACCAAAGAGAACUCAUAUAGCUUGGAAACUAAUUUAGGAUUAUCACUUAAUAAAACAACUUUAAAAGAACCUAGAGAUCAAGCCUUCUUAAAUAAUGAAAACUUGUCUUCUACAAUAUUGAAAGAAGAUAAAAACAAUAUUAUAGAUAAUAAAAGUAGCGAUAGGCAAAUUCUAACUAUAUCUACGCAAAUGCACCCAGAAAUGCAAUCUAAAUUUGAAAUGUUUUGUGAAUGGCUUGAAAAUGGUCAAAUUGGAGAUGAGAUUCUAAAGCUUGGAACAAAAAUUGAAGCACAACAAAUAUCAGAUGAUGAAUUUAAAGAUACAAUAUCGGUAGGCAGUAACGAAGACAGAAGCUUAGACAGAUUUGAUGAAACUGCGGUUUUUGACAUGAAAACAAACAACUCCAAAUUACUUGAAGAAAAAAAUAUUAAUACAAGAAAUUUAGUAGGAGAAAAUCAUGAUGAAAAUGUUCCACAUGAGCCAAAAGUUACUGAUAAAUUAACAAAGGAUACUCUGAAAACAAAUUCUGAAGGUACAUUAUUAUUCCAAAUAACUUCAAACAAAGAAAGUUCUAAAACGAAUGAUGCAAGUGAAUAUUCAAAGUCUACUUUAAAAGAAAAUAUAUCAGUAGCAGUUGACAGUGUUACAAAAUUGAAAGAACAUAUUCUUAAAUUGAAUGACGAACGAACGAAAGAAUUUCAGGAAACGGAAUUGACACCAGAUUUAUCAUUUGUUUCCGAAAAAACUAAAACUGAUAACCAUAAUGGGCCAGAACCGAAUACUAAUAUUGAAAUAAAUAACUUUUUAACUUUAUCAGAAGAUACGAAAUUACAUCACAGUAAAGGCAAAGCUCCUGACCCACCCUCAAUAACUUCAAUUUCAAGCAACAUUUCUUCUUCAAACUUAUUUCAAACUGAAUCAUCGCAUGAUAUUUUUAAACCUUUUGUUUUACAAGAACCAUCUAGUCCAAUAACUGCAUCUGUUACUGAUAAAAAGAAGAUUUCCACCUUAAGUUCCAACUUCAGUCCUUCUAGCACACUAUUAACUUCUAAUCUUUCUCAAAAUUCUGUUACUCCUAUUUCAUCAAGAUCUUCUUCUCCUACAAUAUCAUCCUCUUCCGCUGUAUUUCCUCAAAUCCAAUAUUGUUCCCAAACUAAAACAACUUCUAAUUCUCGUUCUCCUUCACCGAAACCAGUAAACAAACCAAGACGCAAUAUUUUUAGAAGUUACUUACCAUCUAUUUUUCGCUCUGAAUCACCAAAACCAAAAACAGAUGAUGAUUUUCUUGGAAAAGAAACGCAAAUAUAAUUUCGCAAUUAGAUUUCAAGUAAAUGUCAAAAACUUGGCGAUUAUUGAGAAGGAAAAAAUAAUGUCAUCUAGUUACACAACAUUACCUCGAACAAAGAAACCGGAAAAAGCAUUAAAUCCAACGAUAAAGACACGAUCGAAAACUGAGAAAUGAGUAUUAUUGGGGACAACAACAGCGAAUCCAUCUAAGCGAAUGUUGCGCUAAAUUAAAAUAUUGAAAGUAAUGAAAGAAAGUAUUCAAAUAAUUCGUAAGCUGAUGUUGUUUUGCACAUGGUUAGGAAAAUGAAAGCGCUCCUUUCGAUUGCCAAUCGUUUCGUCAUUGAUAAGAGUAUACAUGUAUGUAUGUCAAAGGCAAAUUAUCCUAGUUUUAUUUUAAUUAUAAAUAUGUAACAAAAGAAUUCGUUGUGUAUAUGUCUGCUCAUUGACACAUAAACUAAUAAAAAUUAUGUUAUAGACUGGAUUAUCAUGAAAAUAUAGAAAUAUAAACUUUUUAGAACAUUAAUGUUAAUUAUUUCUAGUUAAAAAAGAAAAUUUUAAUAUGUAAGAAAUCAUUAAUAUAAAAUUUUCAUGUUUCUUUGUUGCUUUUGUUGAGAAAGUGUAAUCUGAAUAAUCUUUCUCAAAUUUUCUAUAAAAUUUUAUUUUGUAAAUCUUGAAAAUUGAUUUAGGAUCUCAUUGCGAUGCAGGGGUAAUAAAGUGCCCUUAAAUAUUACGUUUGAAUUUUUAUUUAUACAUAUGUUCUUUUACUUUUAUACUAAGGAAAUGUUUAUUAGUAUUUUAUUCAAUAGAAAAAUUUACUUUAUUCUGUAAAAAAGAAUUGUAAAUAAAGAGUAAAUAAUAAAAAUUCGUUUCACCAAACAUUUUAA
This is a messenger RNA of Condylostylus longicornis, 4372 nucleotides long. RefSeq lists its product as uncharacterized. Gene Ontology annotation, cellular component: cytoplasmic microtubule; endoplasmic reticulum tubular network; endoplasmic reticulum membrane. Lineage: Eukaryota; Metazoa; Arthropoda; Insecta; Diptera; Dolichopodidae. The transcript has 8 exons. The record is from RefSeq and is a predicted model, not a curated record. Gene Ontology annotation, molecular function: microtubule binding. Gene Ontology annotation, biological process: endoplasmic reticulum tubular network organization. The coding region runs from base 669 to 3509 and encodes 946 amino acids.